AUGAAGAGCCCGCAGCAGCCGCCUAAUGGCGCCAGCGACAGGAAACCAGAGCGCUGCAAUGGACAGUGGCAGCGCUGCAGACCUGCCCUGAUGAGUGAAUCCGCGGUUGCAGCCUCUGCGCAGUUUUGCGGUGCGGGGAGUGGCGGCGGCAGCGCCGGGUCCUUGUUCUGCCAGCUGCUGGCUUCCCUCGCCCAUGCGCAGUGCGCGCUCGCCGACCGUGGCAUCUUCCCGCGGGACGCGUCACCCCCGUUGCCGGAGUACGACUUCGUGGUGGUCGGCGCCGGGUCCGCGGGGGCGGCGGUGGCCUCCAGGCUCUCCGAGAACCCGGCCUGGAAUGUUCUGCUCCUGGAGGCGGGCGGAGACCCGACCCCAACGUCAGACGUCCCCAGUCUCUUCCCGACGUUGCGUCAGACAGAGAUGGAUUGGACUUACCGGACGGAACCAGAAAAUCAAACUUGCCUGGCGCAGGUGAAUGGAAGAUGUGCUUGGCCACGAGGUCUCGGUGGUACCAGCUCAAUCAAUGGCAUGUUGUUCAUCAGAGGCAGCCAGCAGGACUAUGAUGGCUGGGCAGCGCUCGGCAAUGAUGGGUGGUCCUACCGGGAGGUACUGCCCUUUUUCAAGAAACUGGAGGCCUUUGAUGAGGAAGAACUGAAGAAAAGGCCGCUCGUGGCAGGUGUACAUGGGCGCAGUAGACCUAUUUACGUCACGAAACUGGAGCGCCUAGAUCCUGCCUUUCAGACACUAUACGCUGCUGCCAAAGAACUAGGCUACAAAAUUAUUGAGGACUACAGCGCCGAGCCCCUUGUGGGGUUUGGGGAUAUACACUGCUCCAUCAAGAAUGGACCAGGCAGCAUAUGGCGUGAUGGUACUGUCAAGGAAGUUAGAGCAAGAAAGGAAGUAAUACUGUCAGCAGGAGUUAUUAACACACCUCAUAUACUGAUGCAUUCUGGAAUUGGGCCAAAAACCCACUUGGAUAAGGUUGGCGUACGAGUGCUGAAGGAUCUCAGAGUUGGUUACAACCUUCAGGACCAUCUGGCAUACAUUGGACAAUAUUACAGAAGGCAAAAGUUGGUGGGAACAAGACCUGAAGAGGAUUUAUUCAAAUAUUUGAUGAACAAGACAGGCCCUCUUUCAACCAUACGGCUUUUUUCUUACACAGGGUUCACAGUGACAGAUAAAGCGCCGCCAACACUUCCUGGUAUCGAUCCAACUGACUACCCUGACAUACAGCUCCUCUUCGUCCUUGCUCAAAGCAACACUGCAAGCCUCGUUGCCAAAGCUUUCAAUUUGAAUGACGAAGUGACCAGCACCCUGAAGAAACUUGUUGAAAACGAGGACGUGAUAUUAGUUUCGGUGACAUUAUUAGCACCUAGGAGCCGUGGCCGCGUCAAACUGAGGACUGCCGACCCGAUGGACCUGCCACUCAUCUACCCCGGCUAUCUUGGAGACCCUGGCGACUUCGAGAAUCUACUGGCUGGCGUGGAAAUCGCCCACAGGCUGGGCUCGACAGAGGCAAUGAAGAAGGCUGGUUACUCUGUAAAGCAGUUCCCUCUGAAGAACUGCAACCGCUCAUCGCUGCUGGAACACGACUACUGGCGAUGUGCUGUGCCGUACCUAACCAGCACGCUUUUCCACCUAGUGGGCACAGCCAAGAUGGGACCCUCUGCAGAUGCUGACGCGGUCGUUGACCCGUGGCUGCGAGUCCGUGGAGUGCGCAAUCUGCGUGUAGCUGACGCCUCCGUCAUGCCAGUAAUUGUUCGCUGCAACACCAACGUCGCCUCCAUCAUGAUCGGCGAGAAGUGUGCACAUGUGGUGACCGAAGAGUGGCGGGACCUUUCUUAG
Messenger RNA from Schistocerca serialis cubense, 1842 nucleotides. RefSeq names its product glucose dehydrogenase [FAD, quinone]-like. The transcript is spliced from 4 exons. Lineage: Eukaryota; Metazoa; Arthropoda; Insecta; Orthoptera; Acrididae. The coding region runs from base 1 to 1842 and encodes 613 amino acids. Gene Ontology annotation, molecular function: oxidoreductase activity, acting on CH-OH group of donors; flavin adenine dinucleotide binding. The record is from RefSeq and is a predicted model, not a curated record.